Eremomyces bilateralis CBS 781.70 is the source of this 1737-nucleotide messenger RNA. RefSeq lists its product as uncharacterized. Gene Ontology annotation, biological process: double-strand break repair via homologous recombination; protein sumoylation. NCBI's taxonomy places the organism in Eukaryota, Fungi, Ascomycota, Dothideomycetes, Eremomycetales, Eremomycetaceae. The record is from RefSeq and is a predicted model, not a curated record. The transcript has 3 exons. Bases 1 to 1344 code for a protein of 447 amino acids. Gene Ontology annotation, molecular function: zinc ion binding; SUMO ligase activity. Gene Ontology annotation, cellular component: nucleus; Smc5-Smc6 complex.
AUGGCACCGUCCGCAAGCCAACGUCCAGCACAAUCCAGCGCCGCAGAUCCGUCCUAUGUUCGCCCUUCGUACCCCCUCAAUCGCGAAGCCCAAUUUGCAAUUGACGAACUCCUCCGGUCUAGCUCUCUUACCUCUCUCGAAAAGCAUCUCUCUCAGGCCAGCGACCUUCUUACCCAAUCCGCCGGGGAGAUCAACGACCGGCUCCAUGAAUCGCAAACGCGGCUCACCAAGCAGCGUGAGCGGCUCGAGUCGCGUGAAGCCGAUGGUGCAAGGCUGGUACAAGAGCGGGAAGAACAACUAGGAGAGAUGCGAGAGCGAGUGGAGACGAUGACGGAAAAGAUGGAGGAGCAGGUGCGGAAGAUUAUCGAUGCUCAGAAUGGGCUUGAGGAGAUCCGGAACAGUGUGGCAGCGGUACAGGGGGAGUGUAGCCAGUUGUCUCACCUUCCGGGGCGGACACAGGCCAGGCCGUCACAGCGAUCGAGGACCCAGAGGGUGGCGGAUGACGAGGAUGAGGAUAGAGAUACGGAGAUGGUAGAUGCGGACGAGAAUGAGGAGCAGGAGGAGCUGCCAGAGUGGGACUUUCCCAUUGCGUCUGAUAUCUUCCAAUCACGGCUAGAGGCCGCAAAACACGAGUAUCAGUCUCUAAGCCUGGCGACACGUUACGCAAAUCACAACACCUACAUCGACUUCCGACGUCUCGUGCACGAUUCACAGCAUCCCAACGAAGACGGCCCACCACUGCCUCGCCCAGAAACGUGGUUCCCAGAAGGAGAUGCACCUGGGCCCGGAGUCACCCUCUUCAAUCAAGGAGCCUCUAGACCUGGAGCCGAGGAAGAAUCGGACGAAGACUUGGCUGUCUCCCGAGCCACAAUCAGUACUAAAUGUCCGUUGACAUUGCAGGAAUUCAAGGAUCCAGUUACGAGUCAAAAGUGUCCGCAUAGCUUCGAGCGAGAUGCGAUUAUCGGCAUAAUUAAGCGGAGUACGCUACGGGUAGGUGGGAACGAAUACGUGAGGUGUCCUGUGGGUGGAUGCAAAGAGCAUAUCACCGAGUCCGACCUCCACACCGACUCGGUCUUAAUACGCAAGAUUCGGCGCAUUCAACGGGCAGCGGCCGCCGACGAAGACGAGGACGGAGGGGACGAGAAGAUGGAUGAUGACGCGUUUGAUGAAUUGGAAGAUGAUGACGAGGUGGCCGCCGUACGGCAGAGGAAGAUUCGAAGAGGCACAACUGUGCCGCCAAAGACCGAACCGCGGAAUAGCGGCGUCACAGGGAGGCCUAGUGUUUCUGAGAGGAGUAGUGGGGUGACGCAGACUGUUGAUUUGGGAAGCGAUACGGAGGAGUAAAUUGGACGAAGUCCGAGCGAUCCAGUCGCAAGGGAUGGUUGAUGAUUAUCAGUCAAACAGCAUGGCCCUGUCGUCAGUUCGGAUGAAUGGCCGGCCACGCAGCGAAUAUCAAGUUCUAUAAGGGGAUAUGUCCAAUGUCGCCUGGAACGUCAUUCAUCCUAUUUACUCUUGAUCUGAUCUUUCAUCUUCCAGACUACCAUCAACGUCACCAAUUGAAUACUACAGUGAUUUGAGUGCGGCCACUUGCACCCACCAGGAGAAAGCACACAGCUAGCUGUACCCUAACGACCAAGCCACCAGAGAUGUUAUAUUCCACCCCGUCGCCGUUAUUAGGGCCUGGAGCACGCGUCCGCUCAACAACAAUUCAGAGCACCCAGCCCCGUAUGGAAGAAG